Molecule: messenger RNA, 996 nt
Organism: Gossypium raimondii (Peruvian cotton)
Lineage: Eukaryota; Viridiplantae; Streptophyta; Magnoliopsida; Malvales; Malvaceae
Exons: 1
Coding region: 103-771 (222 amino acids)
Source: RefSeq, a predicted model, not a curated record
AAUCAUACUCCAUUCCUCCAACCUAAAAUCCCAGGUUUUUUUUAAUAAUUGUUUCCUUGGUCGAACUUGAAUCUAUUUCACAGGGGAACAAGAGGAUCAACAAUGGCGGUGUUGGGCGGUCUUGGUUGUGGUGGAAACGUUUGUCUUCGACGCCAUCAAUCGUCCGGUCUUUUCAAAUUCCAUAACCCAAAUGGACGCCCAUGUUCUUUCAUGGCUUCAAAUCCACAAUCGUCGAAACCAAGAACGUCGACCAAGAAGAUCUCGAGGUCUAAGGUAAGCCUUCAACCAUUGCCGAAACAAAAAGAGAAGAAACGGAACGAGUUGGUGUACGAGAAAAUAGACGAAUGGAUGAGAGAUUCGGUGGCUGAGAUCGUCAAGAAGCUGCCGGAAUCGCCGCUUUUGGUCAACGUCUACUCGGACGACAACACGACGAGAACCCGGACGGAAAAAGCCGAUGAAAUCAACUGGGUCUCGGUGAAGCAAAAAUGGGAGAAAGGUGAGACUCCAAUGCCUGAUGGGGUGAUAUUUGUUGAACAAAUAGAAGGAGAUGAUGAAGAGAGCGAUGGAAAGGAAGAGGUAUCGAGGGCAUGGGGGAUUGUGGUGCAGGGCCAAGGGUGUGGACUGGCACCAGCUUGUUAUUUGUUGAAGACUUCUAAAGUGAGUUCAGGGAUAGGGUUAAAGUGCACCCAUUUUUGUUUAGUGAAGGUUAAGAGUUUCAGGGAAACUGCUUUUUCGCAGCUCAAGAAUUGUUGGCUGUUGCAGGGGAAUUGAACAACAGGGAUGAUUUGAUAUUUUUUAUAAUUUUAUUUUGUUGAUAAUGUAUUGUUAGCAAUUUGCAAAUUGGGUCUCUUGAUUAAGAUCAGAUUCUUAUAGAAAUGGUGGUAUUCAACCAUUAUUGUGAAGCAUUUAGAAUACAAGUAUGUUUGGAUCAAGAGAAAGCUGUAACUGAUGAUUUCAUUUUCAAUUCCUAUAAUUUGCAAGCACUUUUCACAUGGA